AUGACGGACAACUACAUCGUCAAGACCGUUGCAGGUACCUGCGUCGGCUUCUCUUUCAUCCUCGUCGGAAAUGCGAUCACCCAAUCGUUCAUGACUGUGCCGGCCCUCUUGGUCGACUUCCCUAAGCCAGGCACACCAGACCACACCUCGCGCGCACGUCUCCUCGGCCGCCAGUGGCCUCUGUGCUGGACGGUCGGCAACCAGUUCUUCCGUCCGAUCUCUACCCUCGGCUUCCUUGGGUACGCCUACGCAGGCUACGCAGUCUGGAGGGAGUACAAGGAGCAUGUCGUGGCGAAGGGUGACUGGAGGUUGUUCGCUGUAGCCGCCAUUAUGCAUCUGACAACCAUUGUGCACUCCGCGGUAAAUAUGCAACCAUUGAAUGACAAAUUGGAGGCUCUUGCUGGCAGGACUAGUGAGAAGGACUUGGGCGAGGCUGAGGGUAUUGCCCGGAAGUGGGGUAGCUGGAACAGGCUCAGGAUUAUUACACCUCUUAUUGCUGGCACUUUGGCACUGGUCCAGCUUGCUCAGUAA
Paraphaeosphaeria sporulosa is the source of this 531-nucleotide messenger RNA. RefSeq lists its product as uncharacterized. Lineage: Eukaryota; Fungi; Ascomycota; Dothideomycetes; Pleosporales; Didymosphaeriaceae. The transcript is spliced from 2 exons. Bases 1 to 531 code for a protein of 176 amino acids. The record is from RefSeq and is a predicted model, not a curated record.